This is a messenger RNA of Brachypodium distachyon (stiff brome), 1488 nucleotides long. RefSeq names its product homeobox-leucine zipper protein HOX28. The transcript has 2 exons. Gene Ontology annotation, biological process: regulation of DNA-templated transcription. The record is from RefSeq and is a predicted model, not a curated record. Bases 367 to 1152 code for a protein of 261 amino acids. Gene Ontology annotation, molecular function: sequence-specific DNA binding; DNA-binding transcription factor activity, RNA polymerase II-specific. NCBI's taxonomy places the organism in Eukaryota, Viridiplantae, Streptophyta, Magnoliopsida, Poales, Poaceae.
AUGUAUCUUAACGUGAUCUCACCUGGGAACCUGGAUUAGCCAGCAAAUUACCCAGUUGAUUACUCCGGCAAGCCAUCCCCGGUGUCUUGUCAAGGGUCAAGAGCGAGCUGGCCAGUGGCAUGGAAGGAAGGAAACUCGCCAAAGAAUCCCCAAAGGAGAUCCACCCCACGCGCACCAGCUCAUCAUUGUCGCCCCUCCCAUCAUCGAUAUGUUCUCCCCCAAAUCGAUUCCUUCGUUCGUUCACCAUUGAUCCCCCUAUUUAUACCCGCGCACCUGCGCAUCAGUUGCUCAUCGAUCGAUCACCGCCGCCGAUCUCCCUAAACUAACAGAGCUACCUAGCUCGAUCAGCCAGUUGAUUAAUUAGAUAUGGCGCCUCAGAGCUUGGAUCUUGGGCUGAGUCUUGGCCUGGGCUUCGUCUCCUCCAGGUCCGGCGGCUUCGUCCCCUACUCUGGCGAUGCGCCGGCGGACCGAGAACAAGAAGUGGCGAUGCCGGAGGAGGAGAGGACGACGACUUGUUCGCCCGGUAGCCCGGCGUCGAGCGGCGGCAGCGGGACGAAGCGGUCGGCCGGCAGCGGCGACGAGGACGACGUGGACGCCGACGGCGGCGGCAUUAACGGGCGCAAGAAGCUCCGGCUGUCCAAGGACCAGGCCGCCAUCCUAGAAGAGUGCUUCAAGACCCACCACACACUCACUCCGAAGCAGAAGCUGGCACUGGCCAACAGCCUUGGCCUUCGGCCGCGGCAGGUGGAAGUGUGGUUCCAGAACCGGCGGGCGCGCACCAAGCUGAAGCAGACGGAGGUGGACUGCGAGCACAUGAAACGCUGGUGCGAGCAGCUCGUGGACCAGAACCGCCGCCUCGAGAAGGAGCUCGCCGACCUCAGGGCCGCCGCGCCGGCGCCGGCGCCGCCCCUCAUGACCACGCUCACCAUGUGCCUCUCCUGCAAGAGCGUCGCCUCGUCGUCUUCCUCGUCUCCGGCCUGCGCGCCCAAUGCCGGAAUCGGCAUGGGCAUGGGCAUCGGCAUGCCGGGUCCGGCGGCGCCGUUGACCGGUCAGCGGCAGUUCUGGUGUGGGUACAGGGAGACCGCCGGAGCGGCGGCGGCGGCGUACGGGGUAUCCUCUGGGCUUGCCAAGGCAGUCAAGCCAGCCAGAUAGAAGGACGACUGAACGAUCGAUCGAGCUCUCUCUCUGCUCUGCCGCGCGCCAUGAUCAACGUAGCAAAAAGCAAGCUAGUAACUAAAAUGGCGGCACUGUCACCACUCACAAGUUCAAGCAAGUUUAAUUAGCAGGAAAUUUCGCGAUUUUUUUUUAAAUUUUCCUGUGCCUUUUGAGAGGAAAUCGGCAAUUUAGUUUUGACAAAUUAAUUAGGAUCAUCCCAUAGAUUGAUCGAUGCAUGAGUUCCCGGCCGGACCCGGAGACAGCAAAAAUGUAUGCAUGUGGAAAGUUGAUGAAAUAAUUAACAGGAGAAACUAAUUCAUUUCAAACUUUUUA